Messenger RNA from Prunus persica (peach), 1802 nucleotides. RefSeq lists its product as uncharacterized. The coding region runs from base 208 to 1527 and encodes 439 amino acids. Gene Ontology annotation, molecular function: protein binding. The record is from RefSeq and is a predicted model, not a curated record. NCBI's taxonomy places the organism in Eukaryota, Viridiplantae, Streptophyta, Magnoliopsida, Rosales, Rosaceae. The transcript has 3 exons.
AGCUCACCCAACUCCGCACUCUGAUCUCUCCUCUCUCCUCUUCAGCAAGUCUCUCAAUCUCCUUUCUUUGAAAGCAAAUGGUUUUUGCUGGGCUGGGGUUCAAUUAUUACAGAGGAGAUUAGGGACGGACGGAUCAUCAUUUCAACUUUCAAGCCCCAUAAUUACAAAGUGGCAGGGCAGGGCAAAGUUAAUAUUGCUCAACGGAGAAUGACGUCACUUCACCCCUCCGAGCUGGACUCUGCCGCCACCGACUCCGUCUCGUCCACCCCACGCUCCGACUACCCGUCUCACGAUCUGAAUACACGUGUACGGUUCAUGUGCAGCUUCGGCGGCAAGAUUCUCCCACGGCCACACGAUAAUCAGCUUCGUUACGUCGGCGGCGAUACUCGAAUAGUUGCCGUACACCGUGCCGCCAGUUUCUCUUCCCUCCUCACCAAGCUCUCUAAACUCUCAGGACUGAGUAACGUGACGGUGAAGUACCAGCUGCCGAACGAGGACCUUGACGCUUUGAUUUCCGUCACGACGGACGAGGACGUGGACAACAUGAUAGAAGAGUACGACCGCAUAGUACAGAAUCAAAACCCCAAGUCGGCUCGGCUCCGCCUCUUUCUCUUCCCUAAAGGCGAGGACUCAACAGUUAACUCGAGAUCCUCCAGCAUCAGCUCGCUGCUCGACGGCUCGGCUAAACGCGAGCUCUGGUUCCUCGACGCGCUCAACAGCGGCGCGUCUAAUUCCUCAGUGCUCGAGCGCGGCCGCUCCGAAGCUUCCUCGAUUGUCUCCGAAGUGCCCGACUACCUGUUCGGGUUAGACAACUCCGACGAGACUCACUCGCGCGGAGAGUUCAAACCGAAACCCCGAACCGUAUUGCAAGACAACGUGUCUGCUUCGGAUCCGGGUUCUCCUGCCCCGGUUAUUACCUCGCCGUUUUGCUCGACGUCGUCUGUGCCUUCAAUUCCAUCGAUGCCGAGUCUCCCACCCGUGAAGACCCGACCCGACUCCAAUCAAGUUCUGGAGACGAAAGAUAAUCAUUCGGAGGGUUUUACAGAGACGAUUGAGCUGCCGGUACCACAAGCGACGGGGUUCUCAGCCAAUCCCGGUGUGCAUUACAUUCCGGAUCCUAAUUACCCGGGUCAUGUUGUUCGGUCAGUACCCGUUUAUUAUUACCCGGGUCCGGUUCCACCCGCAAACGUACAGGUCCAACCGGUUCCAGUUCGGAGUCAGUUUGUUCAUCAGCAAUACCCGGGUCAGAUUCCGGUGGGUUAUCAUAACCAGAUACCGGGUAUGGGUCAAGUAUAUGGUGGAGGGUUGAGGCCAGUUGGGGGAUUGGAUCCAUAUGAUGUGUCAGCUAGGGUGGUCUCUGAUGGAGUGAACCAGCACCAGCAGCAGGUGUACUAUGGAGUGAGGAAUCCGAAUGCUGCUGUGGUUUCGGCAUACAGUCCCGGUAUGGUGGUGCCAUCUUCUGGGGAAGAAUGGCAAGGACCUGGACCCGAAAUAAAUAUGGGUCGGGGCCCCAAUACAUCUUCUUGACAAUGCAAAUGCAAUGCAUGAAGGGAAAGAAGACUUAUUACUGUGAUUGAUUAAAGUGUGGUUAUUUUAUUGUUGAUGAUGAUUGCUGAGUGAGUGAUGAUACAAUUGUAAUUAGUUUUUUCAACUUGGUAUUGUGUUGAAAUUGUGAAGGGCUUUUUUUUAAAGGGAAAAAUGGUAUAGAAAAGUGAAAACUUUUGCUUUCAAAUAAUGCUUUUAUUUAGUUCCUUUGUAAAAAAGUAAAACUAAUAGUAAGAGGCUUUGUUAGAUUUUUAUAU